GAGGCGGUGAUGCGGGCGCCGGCGGCCCCGGCUGCGCCGAGAGCGGAGACACAGGCUCAAGAUGGCAGAUUCCGACUGAGGCUGGGGGGGCCGAGCUCGCGCGCCGCGUUCCCUUCUCCGUUGCCAUGAAUCGCGGACACCCCGGCCCCGAUGGCCCCCGUGUACGAAGGUAUGGCCUCACAUGUACAAGUUUUCUCCCCUCACACCCUUCAAUCAAGUGCCUUCUGUAGUGUGAAGAAACUGAAAGUAGAGCCGAGUUCCACCUGGGACAUGACCGGGUACGGCCCCCACAGCAAAGCGUACAGCCAGGGCAAGAACGUGCCGCCUUCUCAGCCAGCCACCACAGCCGUCAGCACCUCCUUGCCCAUCCCGAACCCGAGCCUACCUUACGAGCAGACCAUCAUCUUCCCAGGAAGCACCGGGCACAUCGUCGUCACAUCAGCAAGCAGCACCUCUGUCACUGGGCAGGUCCUCGGCGGACCACACAACCUAAUGCGUCGAAGCACUGUGAGCCUCCUUGACACCUACCAAAAAUGCGGACUCAAGCGUAAGAGCGAGGAGAUCGAGAACACGAGCAGCGUGCAGAUCAUCGAGGAGCACCCACCCAUGAUUCAGAACAAUGCCAGCGGGGCCACUGUCGCCACUGCCACCACAUCGACGGCCACGUCCAAAAACAGCGGCUCCAACAGCGAAGGCGACUACCAGCUGGUCCAGCACGAGGUGCUGUGCUCCAUGACCAACACUUACGAAGUCCUCGAGUUCCUGGGCCGCGGGACGUUCGGGCAGGUGGUCAAGUGCUGGAAAAGGGGCACCAACGAGAUCGUGGCCAUCAAGAUCCUGAAGAACCACCCGUCGUACGCCCGGCAAGGCCAGAUCGAGGUCAGCAUCCUGGCCCGCCUCAGCACAGAGAGUGCGGACGACUACAACUUCGUCCGGGCCUACGAGUGCUUCCAGCACAAGAAUCACACAUGCUUGGUCUUUGAGAUGCUGGAGCAGAACCUCUACGACUUCCUGAAGCAGAACAAGUUCAGCCCCUUGCCCCUCAAGUACAUUCGCCCAGUGCUCCAGCAGGUGGCCACGGCCCUGAUGAAACUCAAGAGCCUGGGUCUCAUCCACGCGGACCUCAAACCGGAAAACAUCAUGCUGGUGGACCCAUCCAGACAGCCCUACAGAGUGAAGGUCAUCGACUUCGGCUCGGCCAGUCACGUGUCCAAGGCCGUGUGCUCCACCUACUUGCAGUCCAGAUACUACAGGGCCCCUGAGAUCAUCCUCGGUUUACCGUUUUGUGAGGCCAUUGACAUGUGGUCCCUGGGCUGCGUCAUUGCGGAGCUGUUCCUGGGCUGGCCGCUGUACCCGGGCGCCUCGGAGUACGACCAGAUUCGGUAUAUCUCACAGACACAGGGUUUGCCGGCUGAAUAUUUAUUGAGCGCGGGGACAAAGACAACUAGGUUUUUCAACCGUGACACGGACUCGCCGUACCCUUUGUGGAGGCUGAAGACGCCAGACGACCAUGAAGCAGAGACGGGGAUCAAGUCAAAAGAAGCAAGGAAGUACAUCUUCAACUGUCUGGACGACAUGGCCCAGGUGAACAUGGCCACAGACUUGGAGGGGAGCGACAUGCUGGUGGAGAAGGCUGACCGGCGGGAGUUCAUCGACCUGCUGAAGAAGAUGCUGACCAUCGACGCCGACAAGAGGAUCACUCCGAUCGAGACCCUGAACCACCCCUUCGUCACCAUGACUCACCUGCUCGACUUCCCCCACAGCACACACGUCAAAUCGUGUUUCCAGAACAUGGAGAUUUGCAAGCGCCGGGUGAACAUGUAUGAUACCGUGAACCAGAGCAAAACCCCUUUCAUCACGCACGUGGCCCCCAGCACAUCCACCAACCUGACCAUGACCUUCAGCAACCAGCUGAACACUGUCCACAACCAGGCUCCCACCUCCACCAGUGCCACUAUUUCCUUAGCCAAUCCCGAAGUCUCCAUACUAAACUACCAAUCUGCACUCUACCAGCCCUCAGCGGCCUCCAUGGCCGCGGUGGCCCAGCGGAGCCUGCCCCUGCAGACGGGAACAGCCCAGAUUUGUGCCCGGCCCGACCCCUUCCAGCAAGCUCUCAUCGUGUGCCCACCCGGCUUCCAAGGGCUGCAGGCCUCGCCCUCCAAGCAUGCUGGCUACUCCGUGCGGAUGGAAAAUGCUGUUCCCAUCGUCACUCAAGCCCCGGGAGCUCAGCCUCUCCAGAUCCAACCAGGUCUGCUCGCCCAGCAGGCCUGGCCCAGCGGGACCCAGCAGAUCCUGCUCCCCCCAGCGUGGCAGCAGCUGACCGGAGUGGCCACCCACACGUCGGUGCAGCACGCAACCGUGAUCCCCGAGACCAUGGCAGGCACCCAGCAGCUGGCCGACUGGAGGAACACGCACGCUCACGGCAGCCAUUACAAUCCCAUCAUGCAGCAGCCUGCGCUCUUGACUGGUCAUGUGACCCUUCCAGCCGCCCAGCCUUUAAAUGUGGGCGUGGCCCACGUAAUGCGGCAGCAGCCAACCAGCACCACCUCCUCUCGGAAGAGCAAGCAGCACCAGUCCUCUGCAAGAAAUGUCUCCACCUGUGAGGUGUCCUCCUCGCAGGCCGUCAGUUCCCCUCAGCGCUCCAAGCGUGUCAAGGAGAACACCCCGCCCCGCUGCGCCCUGGUGCACAGCAGCCCGGCCUGCAGCUCCGCCGUCACCUGUGGCUGGGGCGACGGGGCCUCCAGCACCACGAGGGACAGGCAGCGGCAGACCAUCGUCAUUCCCGACACCCCCAGCCCCACGGUCAGCGUCAUCACCAUCAGCAGCGACACGGACGAGGAGGAGGAACAGAAGCACGCUCCCACCAGCACUGUCUCCAAGCAGAGGAAGAACGUCAUCAGCUGCGUCACGGUGCACGACUCCCCGUACUCCGACUCCUCCAGCAACACCAGCCCCUACGCCGUGCAGCACCGCACGGGGCACAACGCCAACGCCUUCGACGCCAAGGGGAGCCUGGAGAACCACUGCACGGGGAACCCCCGGACCAUCAUCGUGCCGCCCCUGAAAACCCAGGCCAGCGAAGUGCUGGUGGAGUGCGACAGCCUGGUGCCAGUCAGCGCCAGCCACCACUCGUCCUCCUACAAGUCCAAGUCCUCCAGCAAUGUGACCUCCACCAGCGGUCAUUCUUCAGGGAGCUCGUCCGGAGCCGUCGCCUACCGGCAGCACCGGCCAGCACCGCACUUCCAGCAGCAGCAGCCUCUCAACCUCAGCCAGGCUCAGCAGCACAUCACCGCAGACCGCGCCGGGAGCCACCGACGGCAGCAGGCCUACAUCACUCCCACGAUGGCCCAGGCCCCGUACUCCUUCCCGCACAACAGCCCCAGCCACGGCACUGUGCACCCCCACCUGGCCGCCGCCGCCCACCUUCCCGCCCAGCCCCACCUCUACACCUACACGGCGCCCGCGGCCCUGGGCUCCACCGGCACCGUGGCCCACCUGGUGGCCUCCCAAGGCUCGGCGCGGCACACGGUGCAGCACACUGCCUACCCGGCCAGCAUCGUCCACCAGGUGCCCGUGAGCAUGGGCCCCCGGGUCCUGCCCUCACCCACCAUCCACCCGAGUCAGUACCCAGCCCAGUUCGCCCACCAGACCUACAUCAGCGCCUCUCCAGCCUCCACCGUCUACACUGGAUACCCACUGAGCCCUGCCAAGGUCAACCAGUACCCUUACAUAUAAACACUGGAAGGGGGCGGGGCAUGGCCGAGGGGAGGAGGGAGAGGAGGAGGGACCUCCUGGGAGCCGAGGUUUUUAUACUGAAGAUGCCGCACAGAAACAAUGCAAACGGGGCAGGGGAGGGGGCUGGGGGGCAGGGGCUGGACACCGGUGAAACUUGAACUAGGAAGUGGGAGGACUCAGAGCAGAGAAGAGAACAUUUUACAAAAUGAAGGGAUUCAGGAUGGGGGGGGUGGGGAAUCUAUGCUUUUUAUUUUAAAAAAAGAAAAAGAAAAAAAAGAAACAAAAUGUCAGUAACAGAAAUACAGCUCACAGACCCAUUCUGCACCGAACUGGAAAGGAGGAGGAGGAGGAGAAGAGAGCAAUGGAAGAUUCCGAAGUUGAGGGGCCCCAGUUUCUGAAGAACUUUAUGAACUUUUCAAAGAUUAUUUUCAUAUGGCAGCAAGUGACAUUUGAGAGUGUGCUGUCCGGGGACGCCUGAUACGGAAAUCCAGUAGAUUUUUAAUUAUUGAACAUAAGAAUUAGGGAUUUUUCCAGAACUCUGAAGGGUCAACAGCCCUCAAAGGUCAGGCCACGGCCUGAGGAGGCUGGUAUCUGGGGACGGGUCUGGGGUCAGCAAAGCCCAGUUCUGGCUCGUGGUCAGGACUGCUGGGGGGGGCUGGGGGCUGGGCGGAAGGCAGCUGCCUCCGGCAGGGGCACAUUCUCUCUCUCUGAGCUCUCUGGAUAAAUCCCUAAGCACCGUUACUCCUCAGCUGUCAUUAAUGGUGUGUGUUGCGAACUUCAGUUCUUUUUUUCUUUUGUGAAGAUUUGUUUUCUCUUUGAAUCCGCCCCUAGUCACUUGGCAUGGGGCUCCCGGUGGUCGCCGACCCCCUAGAGGAAUGUAGCGCUCCGCCCCCCCCACCCCCCCCACCCCGUCCCCCGUUUUCUGCUUUGUGUUCAGCUCCAGUGAUACCAAUAGACUAUUCCUCAGUGUGAUUGCACAAAAGGAAACAAUGAGAUGACACAGGCAUGCGAGCACCGCGGUGGUCCAGCGCGCGCGCGUGCGGGUGCGCGUGCGGCCGCGCCCUCCCCCGUGCCGGGCCGCUGCGGGCGCCGCCCCGCGGCCUCUGCCUGGCAUCGUUCCCUCCUAGUGCCUUACCGACGACGGACGCGCGCGGGGCUGCUUCCGCGGGACUCCGAGGAGCGGGCGGAGGCGAGUCGGAGCAUCUCAGCUCUUCUUUCGUGCUGUUGAAACGUUUUACUCUGGUCUUUCCUUUUUAAAAAACAGAAUUGUUUUAAUUUUAAUUUCAUUUUUAUACUUGUCUUUCUAGGCUGUUUGCUGGCAGAGGGGUGUCGGGGAGCUGGCACGGGUGUUGAGGGAGGCACGGGACGGCCGGCGGGGGUGAGCCUGCUGGUGGUGACGGGUCUAGUGGACUUUUAUUCGGAGACAGAGCGAGAGAGACUCCCCACCCCGCACCCUCACCUCGUGCUGCCCCCAGUCCUACCUGUGUGGCCAGCUGUGGCGGCCAGGGUACCCGAGGUGCCCUCUGUGUUUAUGGAACUCGGGCCUUGCCAGGCGCCUGUGUCCUUCCUGGUGGGGCAGGGCCGGCAGAGAGGGGGCCUGGUCCCGCGGGCACCCGUCCUCACCCGCGCCCUGCCUGCGCCCUGCCCUGCGCACUCCCGGUGUCGCCCCUCCUUGGUCCCCUGUCCUCGCUCACUCUCCCCUCUCGCCAGAUCCUUCCCUCUGCGGACAGCCGUCCACCUGUGUCCGCCAAAGCCUUUCCCUCACGUUACCCGGGCCUCCCUGUGACACACUGUGUUUUGAUUUUUGAGGGCCCAGUGGGCAGAAGGUGGAAAGGACGUUUACGAGGGUGACCGAGGGUUCUCACACUGCACCUUGGAAAGCACUCCCACCACCAGUUAGGUUUCCAAAGAAAUGUGCCCUUCGCCCUGUUUGCACCUGUGAUACGUUCUGGGAGUCGUCUCGGGCUUUGAACCUGCUGCUCGUGGGGCAGGGUCUCUCCGUUCACAGCAGCUCACACGCAUGAAGGCAGGGAGACGUAGCUUUAGAAGGGGUCCACCCUGUUUGGUUCUCUGUGCUGAGUCCUUAGGGAACCCCAAAGCCAAGUCUCCAGGGUGCAGGUGGCUCCCGAUGGCGGCAGUGCGUCCUAGUCUUCCCCUCCCCCUUCCUCGCCCUGCACCCCCCCCCCUUAACGAUCUACUGUGAAAGGUGAGGAAGCCAAGCUGUUACCUUAGCUCUUAGCUGUGAAUUGUGAAAUAACUCUGGAUGUCUCCCCUCCCCCACCAUACAUGCUACUUACCUUACAAGGACUAGGUCCCCGAACUGGAACCAGUUUAGUCCAGGCCUUAGGCUGGAAGGAAGGACGCCUUGACCCUCUUGAGCCAGGACAGCCCCCCAGGUGGCCAGCGGGACGAGAUGCUCCAUCGGGCAGCCUCUAUCUGGGAGCGGGGGCGUGCCCUCAUUCUGAGACAAGAGGAAGGCGGCCAGUCCGGUGGGGGUUGGGGGCAGAGUGUGGAGGACACGGGAGCCAGCGCCCUCCCAGGGGCCUGCCGGCCUGGAAGGCCAGAUCUCUGCAGCCAGGAGGCAGCGAUGUCCCCACCAGGUCCGGAGCCCAGUGACGCGAACCUCCCUUUGCCUGACUGGUGGCACCCUGGGGCCCCUCCCGCACUUGACUUCCAACCCUUUCUCCAUCCGGCCUUUCACGGGAAAGACACCAGCCUUCCAAGUCCAAGCGAAUGAUUUUGUCUACUAAGUGGGAAGUCUCUGACUCUUUCACCUGACCUUUCCUUUUCUUCCAGACCAGGAAUGAAAGUUCCAUGCUGCUCAUAAAGAUAAUAUUAUUGUACUAAUUAUUUUGAUUAUUAGCAUUGUAAUUAUUAUCAUGAUUAUCAUCGUGUUGAUAUCUUAGUUGGGGUUUGAAAUGCACAUUUAUUCCAUGUAUCUUUGUGUUUUCUCUUUAAUAUUUAAACUUAUUUUAUUGUAUCUGUGAGCGUGUGAGUAGAUGGGAGGGACAGGCAGAUGUCCAGUUUUGCCAGACAAAAAGGAAAAGCAAGAACCGGGAGUCAGGAAACCCGUUUCUGUCGGGGAAGGUCGACCACGGAACUGGAGUUGGAGGAAUCAGGUUCCUCUGCUCCGCACAGGCCAGAGGGGGCGCUGUGUCUCCCCCGGCUCCCAGUGGCCUGGGAGAGAGGAGAGCUGGCGCCUCCUGGGCUGCAGCCGGAGCCAGGGCCCUCCGCCCCCUUCCCUCCCCGAAAUCUGCUCCCUAGAUCUAGGCCUGCCUCACGCCUGCUCUUUACCUGCCCAGCCGCUGACCCAGCCCCUCCCCCAGCUGUCCUCCCGUUUCCCUUCCGGGCACCAGGAGUGGGGCGUAUGUCCUUCAGUGCAGAGACCGCCGUCCCUUCCCAGAUGACCAGGUAGGACUGCCAGGCAGGCGGUACCCUCCCCCGGGAGAUCUCAGCCUCGCCUCGCCCCUCCCACUCACUGACCGCUUCUUCCGGCUCACCAACCCCUUCCCCCAGUUCAUCGUCGCAGCUCGCAAUUCUCGGGACAAACUAGGGAGCCCCGAAACGGGGAGGGGGAGGGUGUGGGAGGCCAGCGGACCCUGACACGGCCCCGCAGCUGCCUAGACCCAGUGGGCCCUGGAUGAAGAAAGGGCUGAAAUGGCCAGCUUCGUGGAAGGGGAGGCGGCUGGGCAGGGCCGGUCCCGCAGACACUCGGCAAACUUCAGUGUGCACCCCCUCGCCCCUGCCUGCCUUCCUCGCUCCGUCCCCGGCAGGGAGCCGUGGGGUCCGAGUCCCCCGUGGGAGAGGCCAGCCUCUGCACGGGCUCCUUAGCGCUGCCCCACCUCCCAUCCCACCCCCACGCCCCCCACUCCGCGUCACCCUGGCAGAUGGGUGAACAUAGGGCUGCCGGUCCCUGGGGCCCAGCUCUCAACUAGAGGGAUGCCGGCCUAGUCCUGGUCCUGUUUAGACCUCGGGUGACCCAGAGCAUCGUCCGUCCCACAGUUGGCUUCCUCCGCGUUUGCUGGAGAAACGACGUUAGAGUGAGGGGGCAAGUCCAAAGGACCGGCCGGGCCGGGAGAGCCGGGCGGGCGGCAGGAGCCUGAGGCCCCCGCUGGCCCGCGUGCGUGUGCGCGCCUCUGCGGCUGGAGCCUCCCUCGUGACGAUGUGGCUGUUUCCAAGAGAAGGGGUGAGCAGGCCGAUGGGUGGGAGAGUCUGAGGCUUGAUGCCAAUUACUUUUGUGGAAGAGCAUGUGGUUGAUCGAAUUCAGAGGGAGAAGAAGGGUUGGGGCGAAGCGGCAGUCGCCUCCCGGGCCGGGGCCUGCGCUCCGGCGGGGAGGGGCCCGCCGGCUGUGGGAGCCAGCGGCGCGGCCCCUGCGCCCCGGGAGAGGCCCUGCCCGGGCACCAGGCUGCCCGGUGUGAGGAGGGAAGGCAGGCUCGGCCCCGCGGCUCCCAGGCUGCUUUCCCUCGGCCAGGCCUUCAGAAUUGCAAACGCUCAUUUUUGAACAAGCUUGUGGCGGAGGAUUUGGGGUGUGUGAGCGUGAGUGAGUGAGUGGAGCAGACUUUUCUUGGAAACUGGAGGAAGGAGACGAGGAGGCUUAAGGAGCUGUGACAGAUGGGCCGCGGCGUGUCCCCGCUGGCCCUGGCUCUCGCCCGGGUUCUCUGUCUGGAGCUGGGGGCGGGGAGGCGUGUGGGGCGCUCGCCGCCUGCCCAGUGGCUGCCGGGCCAGGAAACAGAAGAAGACGACCAGGUGCCCUGAGUGGCAGAGAAAAUCCAACAGAGAGGCGAGGUUUCCCUCCACAGAUUGAGCCCGGGACUUCGAGGCGCGAGCUGAGAGACUUUGCUGUGAAAACAUCCAGCCCCGGGGACGUAGUGUGCUUCUCGCCGGCUCUGCGUCCUCUCUUCCUGGAGCAUCUUACAGACUUCAGAUGGGGAAGCCUCAACACUGAGCAGGCCGGAGAUGUCCUUACCAAAUGGGAGAGGAAGCUGAAACUGUUCCCUUCUUUAGCCAAAGAACCCUUCUCCAAGACACCUCCCAAUGCAGACAAAACGGCGUUUCUGUCUUUCCUUUCUGGGCAAUAAUGACAUUGUUAGCGAUGCAACCGCAUUCGUCUUUCUCUUUCCUCUGACCCUUUUGUGUUGUGAUUACAUUUAUUUAGAAACUGUACUCACCUUUUCAGAGAAGUAGGGAUUAGGAACCCUGGUGCUGCUGCUACUCGGGGCCCGGAGACACCGCACACAUACGGGAGCCGGACCGACUGACCGACCGAUGCCACCACCAUGAUGUGGCUGCGAGGGGCCCCCGGAGGUUCAGCUGUGUCGGGGGUUCCAAUGCGCACCCGAGCGGGGCUGGGGAAUCAGUGCUUUUCCGCUUUGAUGCCUUUGGACUCUCACUUCUAGUCUGCACAGAGCGGCCGUGAAAUCUCAGUCGAGCUACCAGAGAACUGAAGACGGUGGAGUGAUGUUUAAACACAACAGAAACCUUUCCAAGGCCAUUGGCGCCACUGCUCACGAGCACAGCCUGACCUCGCAGGGGCUUCUCGCGGCUUCCUGGCAGCUUCCAGAAGGUGGAGAGAGCCAGCUCCAGAAAACCUCUUCCCUCGAGGGGGGUCUUCCCGAGUCCGCCCAGUGCCCCUUCCCCAAGCCUUUGACAGCCCCUAAUCUCAGGCCCUGCAUGAGAACAUCAUGAUGACGGUCUCAUUUCUUAAAGCUUGCAAUAUCCCUCAAGUAAAUAAUAGGCAACGUUUGUUGAAAGCUUUCCAUGCACCAGGUCCUGGGCCACACCACGAACUCCUGGGGCCCUCAUAGCCACCCGUGUACACCACCACCGACCCCCCUGUUUACCGAUGACAAAGCUGACAUUCUAAGGGGCGGGGAAGAAGCCCUGUGUGCUAAAGGAAAGAAAAUGUAAUGGUCUGAAACCAUGUUUGUAGUGAAAUUUUCUGUUAAGGGGGGCUUGACUGAGAUAGGGUUUUGUUUUGCUUUUUUAAUUAAUAGCGAUGAAUGGCCUCCCGUUUCUGACGGACCAUUUCACGAUGCUCCCGUUGGCUGAGCGCCAAGCAUCAGGCUGGACAUGGCUCGUUGGUGAGCUUGUUUGACUUCAUCCCCAUAGUCACCUGUGAAAUCAGCAUUAUCAGUCCCUUCACAGAUGAGGCCGCUGGCUUGGAGAGCUGGGAGCAUGCCCAGGGCCCCCCACCUAGUGGGGAGCUCGACAUUGAACCGGGGUCCACCUGCCUCCAGAACAGAGCUCAUAGCCACUAACCUUGACGCCUCCCGUGUGUAAGUGCAAAGAAAGGCCUUGGAGGAGUGUCCCCCACACGGGCCCUGGCCGUGCGUGGAGAGGGAGUCCCGAGUUGCAUGCGAGCAGAGGGGUGAGAAUUGGUGUGACUUACAGAGGAAGUUGUAGGGGUAUCUCUUUUGAUUCAUAGUAGAAUUCACUUCAGGUUCCUUUCUAGUGUACCUACUAUUUCAGUACUGCUGCUACCAGAAGCUCUUAUGGGAGCGAAGAGAAAAAAAGUGUUCUUUUCUUCUUUAAAAAAAUAAGUUUUUCUUGCUUAUAGUUAAUUCUAGAAAGGCAAUACUAAAGGCAUAUAUUUUUUUUCCAAAUGCUAUUUUUGACUGCACCGGCGGCGACUCUGGUCUCUCUCAUCGGUCCACUCUCCAGCAGAACCAGACGUGGGUCCACAGCACACCUGUGAAUACCGUGUGUGGGUCUGGCGUCCGGAACAUUGUUUCCUUGUGUAAAAAAAAAAAAAAAAAAAGAAGGAGAAAGACAAGGUGAUUUUUAGAAAGAAAAGCAAAAUCCAGUUUCCUUCUGAGAUGGCCUUCUCAGAGACAUGGAAGCUGGGGGAACCAGCCCGCCCUUUGGACUCAGGGGGAGGAGAGACGGUCUCCCCUGAAGUCUGAGACGGGCAGAAAUGCAGAGUGCUCUGAUCUCGGCUGAAAGAUGACAAGAAGCUCUAGGACUAGA
Molecule: messenger RNA, 10701 nt
Organism: Phyllostomus hastatus (greater spear-nosed bat)
Lineage: Eukaryota; Metazoa; Chordata; Mammalia; Chiroptera; Phyllostomidae
Gene: HIPK2
Product: homeodomain interacting protein kinase 2
Exons: 15
Coding region: 151-3735 (1194 amino acids)
Biological process (GO): smoothened signaling pathway; peptidyl-serine phosphorylation; peptidyl-threonine phosphorylation
Cellular component (GO): nucleus; cytoplasm; PML body
Molecular function (GO): protein tyrosine kinase activity; transcription coactivator activity; SMAD binding
Source: RefSeq, a predicted model, not a curated record